UAAAAAAAAGAAAAAAAAGAAAAAACUUGUCGCAAGUACGUCGAUUACGAAAAAUGUGUUUGAAAAAUGUAACCUGCAUUGUGAUGACUCAUUAUUCAGAGUAUAAUGGAUAGUUUAAUUUAUGCAGUCAUUUCCAUCCAGUUCUGUAAGGAAAAUAUCUCAUCAAAUCUCUUUAUUCAAUCUCAUCUUAUAAUCCUGUUUUCUUCCUUUUUUCAACAGCACUGUAUUUUUAUCCCCUAAUCUAAUCCUGUGGUAAUACCCUGUUUAUCGAUGAGGAACCUCUAUGAUUUGCGUCAGCUUUGAUCGAAAUCACGAUUGUGAUAAAAACAAAAAUCGAUAAGAAUCUAGGCAUAUAAAUUGAGCCCCACUAUCACAGACAGUUACAGUUAGCUGCCAAAAAUGAAACAAUUUGCAUUCUUCUUUUUUUUCAUAGCUGCUGUAGCGGCAGCUCCGGGAAGAAGUUACUACGAAUUGAUUCCCGGAGGUCGCGUUGUAGGUGGUAUACUCGCGGAGCCACAUGAAUUCCCAUACGUAGUGUCCGUUCGUUUAGCAGUAUUCAAUUCACAUAUUUGUGGUGGCACCAUCAUCAAUCAAGAUUGGAUUUUGACGGCAGCUCACUGUAUCACGGAAACAUUUCUAAGACGCUUCGUCAUUUGGGCUGGUGCACACAAUUUUGCUAUAACUGAGCCUAGCAGACAAAUACGAGAUGUUGAUCGGUUUUCUAUUCAUCCUGACUAUAGAGGUGGAGUCAACCCCUCUGACAUCGCUGUGAUGCAUUUGAGUGUGUCUCUGGUCUACACCCCUCACGUGAAUAAUAUUUUAUUACCCGAAAGUGGAAGACAUUUCAGUGGAACGUCAACCUUGGUGGGCUGGGGAAGUACAUCGCCCACUAACAUCCCAUCAAUGCCAAAUAUUCUACAAAAAGUUGAAAAACCGCUACUUGAUUACGCUACUGGCGAACAGGCUAAUGGUGGAUCCGGCAAUUCACCGCUGGCAGAAACCAACAUUUGUACGGGACCUUUGACUGGAGGAAUCGCUGCCUGCUCCGGUGAUUCGGGUGGCCCAUUGUUGAUCAGAGAAAAUGGACAACGAAUGCAAAUUGGAAUUGUCUCCUGGGGCUGGAUACCCUGCGGAAGUGUGGGUCGUCCAUCGGUGUAUGUUGGUGUUUCACAUUAUGUUGACUGGGUUAAAGACGCUAUUGGGGCGAACUGAUGGCGUAU
Messenger RNA from Toxorhynchites rutilus septentrionalis, 1220 nucleotides. RefSeq names its product trypsin-like. Gene Ontology annotation, biological process: proteolysis. NCBI's taxonomy places the organism in Eukaryota, Metazoa, Arthropoda, Insecta, Diptera, Culicidae. Gene Ontology annotation, molecular function: serine-type endopeptidase activity. The coding region runs from base 400 to 1212 and encodes 270 amino acids. The record is from RefSeq and is a predicted model, not a curated record. The transcript has 3 exons.